Messenger RNA from Dunckerocampus dactyliophorus (ringed pipefish), 23947 nucleotides. RefSeq names its product solute carrier family 66 member 2. Gene Ontology annotation, cellular component: endosome; trans-Golgi network. Gene Ontology annotation, biological process: retrograde transport, endosome to Golgi; phospholipid translocation. The record is from RefSeq and is a predicted model, not a curated record. NCBI's taxonomy places the organism in Eukaryota, Metazoa, Chordata, Actinopteri, Syngnathiformes, Syngnathidae. Bases 7217 to 8032 code for a protein of 271 amino acids. The transcript is spliced from 5 exons.
AGAUUCUCCACACCUUAAUGCAUCUGCAAGGCUUCACUGAGCACUAUGCUGGCACGUGUUACGCAGGAAUGGAUGCUUUCUUUAGUUUUGGCCCCUCUUUCUAGUAUUUGUCUUGCUAAACAACCAAAAUAUUUGGCCGAGGCGUCUCUUUGAGUGGACAAAUGUUUGUGUAUGGGUGGAGUUAGACACGCUGUCUGAUUAUUGGUCGACAGAUAAUGGUUACGGGCUGCACAGUGGCCUAGUGGUUAGCAUGUUGGCCACACAGUCAGGAGAUCGGGAAGAUCUGGGUCUGGGAGCUUGCAUGUUCUCCCCGCGCGUGCGUGCGUGCGUGCGUGCGUGCGUGCGUGCGUUUUCUCCCACAUUACAAGAAACCUCAUGCAUGUUAGGUUAAUUGUCCAUGAGUGUGAGAGUGAAUGGAUGUUUGUCUCUAUGUGCCCUGCGAUUGGCUGGCGACCAGUCCAAGGGUGUACCCCACCUCUUGCUGGGAUAGGCUCCAGCAUACCCGCGAGCCCGGUGAGGAUGAGCGGCAUAGAAGAUGGAUGGAUGGAUAAUUGUUACUUUCAUCUACUCACUUUUGCACCAAGGCCAUGCUUUUAUUUGUGUAACCAUGCUUUUAUUUGUGUAAGCUAACUCUUCUAGUCCUGAACCGCUGCCAUAACAUGCCCGCCUGCUGCGUUGCCUGUGCUGUUACUUGUCCGACAAGUACACCACACGUUGGCGCUGUUAACAUACAGCCAAAGUUGAACCCUCUUAAGUUGGAUUGACUUGAAGUUUCUCACCCAGAUCAAUGCCCUCUCCAAAAACUAAUUUUGGUACACACCUUUACCAAGCACAGGUAAAGGGGCUGGGCUUUGAGUCUGACACCUGUGGUCUAAAAAAAGAUAGCAGUCAGAACUAAAUAUAGCGCAAUAAAAUCAGCAGUACGACUAAAAUAUCCCUGCAAAUAGAAGCAAAGGGAGCACACCUGUUCACACACGUCCUUUUCAUCUCUCCGGCCUGUCUAUUUCCAGACUGCCCCCCACCCCAACCUGCACACACACAUACCUGUCACAGGAGAACACGCCAUGGCUACAAGCGAAGCUGACCCAGUUUCCAUGGUGACAAAAUAAGGGUCGGUUGCCGGGCGCCGAUCCCCCCGGACAUACCCAUGUUUCACUAACGCUAACACAAAGCAGGUAAAGGAGAGAUUGAAGUAGGAGACGUGAGUCAGUGACGGGAGGAGUCAACACUCGGCUAUUUAUUUUGGAAACGUCGCUACUUUACCUUCAUCAGCAGAUUCAGCCACCAUCGAUACAGGCAGCAACUCCUCCCUCAAAGUAUUGUCAGGUCACAUCUGGGGUAACGAAAGAACACAUGAUGCUGCUUUUACUGCGAUGCCAUUGGACGGACGGAUAAAAGCCAUUUAAUGAGAAUAAUCACAAUGAUGCCAAAUGUAUUAAUAGUGUAUACUUACACUGUACAUACAAUAUUAUGAAGAAUAACAAUGGAAGUUGUAGAAUUAUAAUAGCAUAUACAAGCAGUGAUUACACCAAAUCAUGAAAACAGAAAAAUACAAAAUAAAUAUCCAGUAUAAACACAUAGAAAUAUAAGUGUUAUUAAAAAUACUUACGGUGUGGACACGUUUAACAAAUCACGUUUAGGCUUGCACAAUUCAACAUGUAGAAAGGAAAGGAGGAGGAAGAAGCAGAGCCGUGUCCAUUACUGACACUCGCAGUCAUUCACAAGUUUAUACUUUGUCUUUAAAUAAUGUGUUCACUUCCUGACUGUGUGUUCGUGUCACCAUUUUCUAACAGAGAGAGAAUAAUAGAGAACGUGCAGCAAUAGAUUGAUAGCUUAUGUAUUAGCGCUAUCUUGCAGUUGCACGCACCUUCUAAUUACAUAGUUGCAUUUGCGUGCGUAAAUAACUUGUCAUAAAUCAGCACAAUUUUCACCCCCCUCACAUUUUUUAGCUUUUUAACUUCACCCAAACCCCUGCGUGCUGCCCCUCUGAGCUGUGAAAUGUCCUGUGAUCGUGCGUUUCUAUUCCUGUAGGUAGAAAUAUAUCAGAGUAGACAGAAGGUGAUGUAUGCUAUAAAGAUCCUGAAAUAACUGCAGGGCUAAAUUUGGGCACAGGUCGCUCAGGGGCACAAUGCAAUAGCAGUAGCAAGUAUGAACGAGAGUCUGGCUGUUUUUUUGCGAGGAUGGAGGAGAAUUUACGGCCACAAAGAUAACAGAUGGCGGCCCAUGUGCUGUAUGUGUGAGCGGGACAGAGAAUGAACAGGGAUUUUCACUUCAAAGUGGGCAGGAGCACGGCAGAUUAAAGCCCACCAGGUAUCAAAGAGCUUCAGGUGGUCGGGGGCACACAGGUGGGCCCCCAGCCCGCCGUACGUACGCAUAUGUGUGGCGGAGAAGGGCCAAACAGAAUACUGUACAUACACAAUGCAAGGAUGUGCUGAUGAGAAUAGAAGCCACUUCAAACUAUUGACAUUUACUUUGUGCCUCACCUGCAAAGUGAAGUGUGCUAAAGUAGCGUCAGACAGAGAGGGUGAAUGAGGAGCACAAGUACUCACUACCAAGUGUUCCCGGACGUGGGCCACAGGGUCAAAGCUCUCAGCAUCCACUCCCACCCACUCGCCACUCCACAGCUCACAAUCCCACGGUGCAAUUAACGUCAUGAACCCCCCCAGUCUUCUUUUUCCUCCUCGUUUGUCCUGCAAAACUUCUUGAGAAUAUGUCAAACAUGCUGAAGAUAGUCUGCUGUCAUGGCAACACGGCCAGCCAAUCAGCAGGCUGCUUUAAUAAGGGCUAGUCUGUUUUUUUUGUUUUUUUUUUACUUUUUAGCAUUUGAAGGACACACAGCAGGAGUGCACACACCACUGCAAAAUAUUUACAGUCGGGUUUGUUUUGAUGUACACUGACACCUAUAGCUACAACGCUGCAACUGCACCCACCAUGAGUGAACGCCAUACGGUAAGAAUUAGCUUCUAAACAAUACGACUAUUAAUCAUAUUGAUAGCGAGUCAAGCAUUUAAGUCAUUAAGUGGAAUUAAUUGCUUUGCACAUAAUUAGUGGUUUAGCUAAGCAAUGGAAUGAUUAAGAAACAAAUCAGCACCAGGGUCAGUGCCCACGAAUGCUGCCUGCAAUGAGUGACGCCACCACUAGAGGGAGCCAUCCUCUCAUGUUCAUUACCACUCUUUCCAGCUCAAUGAACACUAUCCAAUUUAUUUCAAACAUCUUUAUUUCAUUUUAUUUGGCAAUUAGGUGCACAUUGACAACUUGCAUAGUUUAACCCGAAAGUCUUUCCUAAUCUCUAGCGCAAUGAUUCUCAAACUUUUUACACUUUAAAGUACCAUUUCGCUGCCAAAUUCGUUGGUUUGCCAUCACAGGAAAUCCUGUCGGUGAGUCUUUGAUUACUAAAUGUGUAUUUGUGCGUUUUUUAAUACAUAUAAUUGUGUUUUUAUUUUUCUAAAAUGCUGUUGUGAUUACCACAACAUGUGCCACCAGUUUGAGAAGGAGCGCUCUAGAAUGUGAACACAAGAGUAAUACUGUUUGUAAUCUUCAUACUUUUAAUUUGGAGUGUGGCUGUUAUCUUAUUGCUUACUUUUAAAAAGGCCACACAUGAUUGUCUUUGGCUUAAAAGUGUGUAAGCUACAUUUAGCAUCAUAAAGCCAUCAUAUGAUAACACUGUUUUGGACACUUACAAAUACAAAAAAGGAGGAUUUUAAAUGUUACGCCGAGGUAGCGAAUGCAUUUGUAUUGAUCAGCAUGUAACACUUGUCCAGCUGCACUGUUGGUGUUGGAAUAUUUGGGAUUGAAAAAAAAAACUAAAAAACUACAACUAGUCAGAGAGAAGGUCGGCUACUUUGGAAAUGGGCUGCUUGUCCAUGCCGGCUUGGGCCGUGAGCUCUGUUACGCUCUUCUCAAGGCUGAUGAUACGUGUCCCCAUCUCAUCUAGUGUGACAGUCAAAGAAUGAGGAGAUAAUAAGGGCGGGUGGAUGGAUACAAAUGUUGAUAGCUUGGAUACCAAGAGCAGUAUCGGUAUUGUAUCAAUAUCCGUGUCAUCACACUGAUAGUUGUGUUGUUCAUAUUGUUAGUGUUCAUACUGCUAUACUAUAUUCAUACUGUUAUACUUAUAAACAUCAUCGUCAUUCCCUCGCCACGUUGCGGUUCAAAUUUUGCAGCUUCGCUCUUAUCGCGAUUUUUCAAACAUAUUAAUUAAUAAAUCAUGCCGGUUUGUGCUUGAAUAGGGCCUAUUAUUAGUAAAAAAAAUAUGCAUAGUUAAGCAAAUUGUACAUAUUUAUUGCCUAAAUGAAGCAUUUUCAAACAUAUUAAAGUGGCUAAAUGAAGUGAAUACAAGCCAGUACAAAACUCAACUCCGAAACCCUGACGUCACUUCCUGUCCGCCGUUCCUUCCUUUCUGCUCCCCUUCUAGCACCGGAACACAUUUAUUGCAACACACAUGAGCAAGUUUUUAUUUAUGUCUUAAAUGACGUAUUUUCUCUGAUUGUGUCUUAUUAUAUCGGGUAAUACAAACGUAAAAGUGACAAUAGGGGUGUUAUUUAAUGUGUAGAGGGCUCUAACAAAUGUUAAAAAAACAUAUUUAGAAAGUCCUAAAAAUGUUUUCUAUGCCAUAGCUAUAAAAAUAUUCCAUUUGUAAAAAGGGGAUCCUACUUCACAGAAAUUCACUUAUCCCAGUGGGGUCUGGAACCAGUUAACCGCGAUAACCAAGGUUUCACUGUGUUGUUACAUUGGUUGCACUUCUGGACACGAGAGCAAAAGUGCAAUCUUUAUACAUUCUCAAAUAGUUUAAGAAUAAGUUUGUGUUGUAUUCUGAAUCAAAAAACUAAAAGGCAGAAGAAGAAGAGGUAGCAGGAGGGAUCAGCAUUGCCGACUUAGCGACUUUAUCGCUAUAUUUAAAGAAUAUUCUGACCUCGACUGGUGACAAAUAUAGCCAUUUUUUGCUAUUAUUGGACACUUUUGGAACACGAAAACUCAAAAAGUACUGUUUUCAGCGAACAGCUGGUGCUGCUGUGUAGCUCAUUUGUAUUUCUAAACAUUAGUUUUGCGCUUCAUGUUUGUUGCUGUGGCGGAGCUACGCGGUGGUCACUCUCCGGCCACCCAACUGGCCAUCAAGACAUUUCAGGUAUCAACUUAUUGCCACCCCUAUGUGAGUAAUGGUCUCACCUUGGCCACCCAAAUGAACAAUUUUUUUUUGCUCACUGUUUCGUCUCCAACAGCGUUCAUCAAAAUUACAUGCACGUGCAUCAUAGUCAUCCACACACAACCCCGCCCGCAACCUGUUGGCACAAAUAUACUGCAGUCCUGUGGGAAACACUGAAUUUUUUUUUUUCAAAUAGUAAAAUGUAGCAAUAUUGGUAUCGGCAAUAAUGGACACUAACAUUUAGAGUAUCGUCCACCCCAACAACUAAAUAGUAACGAAAAGGUAAACAAUCAUUACCGACACUUCCAUCAAAACGUUUGAUAGCACCACCUACUGGAGAAACAACAAACCGCAUUAACAGUAAACGUCGCAGGGUUAUAAAAGGAUAUUUUGUCCUUCCAGUUGUUCUGACAUAGCCUGGAAUCUUUCGUGUAGUCGUUGCAUUGUUUCAUCCAUCUGUGAUGUGUGACACAAAAAAACAAUCAACCAGUGCACAGCUUGUCCUGCUACACAAAUCACAACAUUGGUACUCACCGUCCGUGUCAUCUGUUUGGCUGCUUUGCACUCGCUUUUUGACAUCUUUUCGCUAGCCACUCUUGAUGGAGUAAACGUUCCCCAAAAGACAAGGAAUGCAGAUGUGGUUAGUUUAAUUACUCUAUUACAAGCGUUAGCUUUAAGCAGCAGCCGGACUCAGCAACUUUGCCACAAGUUUGGCUAGCAUGCGUAAAAUAGGGCUACUUCCGCAUGUUAAUUUCAAAAUAAAGGUUGGCGUGUGAGUCCUUAUGUGUUGUAAAUAUGUAAAUGUUUAAUGUUCGACUGCCAUUCAAAGAUGAACAUGAUAUAGUGAAAUAUGUAACGCAAUUAAUGAAUUCCUAAGAGUCCCAAACAUGUGUCUUAUCAGUGGCAUGCUUUUAUCGUGAAAGUAAGUAUAAUUUCUUUCCGGUGGGACGCAAACAAAAGUUUUGAGACCUAUGAACAUCCGGCAUGAUUCCAUGCUUGUUUCCAAGGAGAGAAGAUCAUUUAUUUGAUUUUACAAACUGAUUUAUCACCGUGACAUUAAUAACAUCUCCCACAUAUAUAAAUAUACGUUAAAAAAAAUACCCACACCUUGUCACUUUGGUUUGCAUCGUUACAUAAAAGAUUAGGUGGUGACAGUCGAAAGAUGGCAGGCAGUCACCCAUAGCUGUUACAUAACUCUUAAUUCAUCUUUAGCGUUUGGGGUUUAUAAUCUGGAAACGUUCAUAUCCGCUUAGUAUGAUGCUUACUAUUCUUAGGAACGUCCGUGAACUCACCACAACGGCGAACACACGGCGAAAUUAGCUGUGCAACAAAAUGCUAAAUGUCAAACGUCUUUCAUUCAAACAAAACUGACUAACUAUACGAAAGCAACUGUAAGUAACUUAACACGCCAUUUGGGUUAUUCGCAUCUAUAUGAAAUUCCACUCCUUUCUCAUUCGCCCGUGUGGCGAAGCAGCGGUGAAUCAUCUUCAUAGAAUCAAACAUCUUUGCACGCGAAAGAGACGUGUGACGUUUCAGGAAGUGUCGGUCCCUAUCGCCAGUACACAAAUGGUCUCCCGGUGGCGGUAGGGUUGGAAAAGCGGUUGCUAACAUUGUUUGUUCAAUUACCUGUUAAUGUAAAGGCAGGGCAUUUAACCAUAAAAUCAGACAUAUUGGACGAUUUUGUGAAGUUUAGUCUAUGCAAAACUUAGCUUUGUCGUUAACAGGACAACAAAAACAGAACAGUGGACUUAAUGAGGCAGCUCUUAGCUAUAUCUUUAUAAACACUACAAAUGCAAGCGUCAAGAGUACAACUACUUCGUCCAUGUUCUGAUAUUUUUUUAAAGUAACAAACGACCAGUAUUGGCUGUUGUCCAGUGCUAGCUUAGUGAUGGCGUGGCGUUCAGGCUAGCGGCUGUUUUGUUUGUGUGGUGCAAGGAUUAUGCAGACAAAACACGGAUGCCACUCCAAUAAUCUUAAAGCACCAGAGGCGUUUUACAAAUCUUAUCAGACAUCUUGCAAAACUCCCCCAAGAGCCAGUAGGAAGCGUUCGGCCACGGCGUUCACGAAGCGUUCGCCAUGGAAAAUGAAGUGUUUGAGCAAAUAGUGAGCGCUGUUAACAAGCUGGUGUCAUGGGUGGCGGCCGGGGCCAUGGUGUUCGGUGGGGUGGUUCCCUACAUCCCCCAGUACCGGGACAUCCGUCGUACACAGAACGCCGAGGGCUUCUCCACCUACGUGUGCUUGGUCCUCCUGGUGGCUAACAUCCUGCGAAUCCUCUUCAGGUUUGGCCGCUACUUUGAGACGCUGCUGUUGUGGCAAAGCAUCAUCAUGAUCGCCACCAUGCUGAUUAUGCUCAACCUGUGCACCAGCGUCCGCAUGGCCACGGAACUCAACACCAAAAGACGCUCCUUCCUAGCGACAGACAUUAAGGAGGAGGAGGUCAGAAUCCCUAAGAGGCUCUUUCUGGACUUUGACUGGAGUUACUUCUGGUCGUGGAGCCGCUUCUUGGACUACGUGCAGUGCGUGGUGGCCUUCACGCUGGUGGCGGCCUACGUCACCUACGUGCUCCUGGACUCGGCUGUCUUCGUGGAGUCGCUGGGCUUCCUGGCUGUGUUCACGGAGGCCAUGCUUGGCACGCCGCAGCUCUACUGCAACUACCAGAACAAGUCGACAGAAGGCAUGAGCAUCAAGAUGGUGCUCAUGUGGACGAGCGGCGACACCUUUAAGACGGUCUACUUCCUGCUCACCCAGGCCCCCGUGCAGUUCUGGACUUGCGGCCUGCUCCAGGUAAUUGUGGACUUCGCCAUCCUCUUCCAAGUUUACUACUAUAGCCGAUACCCACAAAAACCGGCGUCGCACACCGUCUCCCACACCACUAGUGCCAAAGCCCUCUAAGAUCGCUUCAAGAGACGACCGUGAAGAUGAUACAGGGUGGGUGUCGGCACCAGUACCUCACAAACUGGUUACAAACAAACCCAAGGCGGGUUUGGUUAUUAAAAAGCAUUCUCACUCAGUACGACAGCAGGCGAUUACGGAGGACUUUCCAGAAGAUUUUGGAGUGUUUUCAUGGGGCAUUUACGUCCACUCACCCUCCCUUUUAGAGAUCCAUGUCAGGGUUCUGAUGUUUAACUGAAAAAAUGCCUUUAUAGACUCUUGUGGGCAAAGAAAAAGAACUUCCCCAACUGUUCCCGCAGAACUGGAAGCAAAAACAUUGCUAAGGUGAAGACUUAACCUGCAUGCAGAGAAUCAGUCUUGCACAAACUCUAUGGACCACCUAUGUGGACUGACUGUUGCAUGGCUCCCUGCUUCCGCCUUACAAGACACGGUCAGACAUGACUCGCUACACAUGUGGGCGCCCAACUCAAUUUGUAUGCAUUAUAGAAUGUAACACAUGGCAUUUGGUGGGGUUUUUACACAACUACUGAGAGCAAUCGAAGGAGCCAAGUGUGUCAAAAGCUUGCAGGCUUUCUGACCGCUUUGUCCACUUGUUUUAACGACUUUGCCCAAAAAAGGAACACUUGAAGAACUCUUUCCACUGAGAGCAAUGGCCAAAGAUGACUUGUGUACGGUGCCCUGCACUACAGCUCAUAUCUCCAUAGCCAUCAUGCCUCCUCAUGACCCUCAUCACGUUGCCAAUAUAAGAACACCCCGUCGCCGCCUCCUCCUGCGUCCACAUCAUUUCAUUUUCUUGCAUGAAAAUUCAUUUCCUGUUCAGUGGAGGUGAAUAGUCCCUCUUUUUAUCAGACCUUCCUCACCUGAAAGCCUGAUCCUCCCUGCAAGCCAUAAUAAUAAAUAUAUAUACACCUGCAUCCACCCACUGCUAUUAACUAUUAAUCAUAACUCUGCAGUGAAAUGCACUGUUUCUGCUCCUCAGGAGCCAUAUGAAUAUUUAUUUAGUGAAAUGCCAGUGUAGGAUUGCCCGUUCUGUUAUGCAGACAGCACGGGCAGACAGGCUGGAAUAACCUGGCAGGCUCUCAGCAGAUUUAAAAUGAAGUUUGUUUCCUCUCCUUCCACACUUUCCCAUAGAGACAGGCCAACUUUUACAAUGCAUCAUUGUUGAGUUCCCUCCUAUGCCAAAACUGUCCUUUUCCUAUCAUUUUUUUUUAUAGUUUUCUUUUUAUGUAACAUCUAUUUUCAAUGUCGUAUUGUGGCUUUUUAGCAUCCAAAAUGGAAAAUGGACCAAAUAAAAAGGACAUGGAAAGACUCUCCCAUUGAGUUUUGUCUAAUUAAAUCUGUUUGCAUGAGCACAGUGCUUCUCAAAUAGUGGAGCGGGAACCCGUUGUGGGGGUUGGCAGGUCUAAUAAUGUCUUUAGUCAUGCGUGAAUGCCAGUGACAGCAACUCAUAGGGUGGUUUGUACAGAUAAACAAAUACUACAAAAUAAAGGAAAAUCAGGGUCAUUUGUGUUAUUUUACAUUUACACUAUAAAAACCUCUUUUGUGUUUACAUUUUUGAGAGUCAACCGUUGAUGACGUAGACGGGCGACUUGGCUGACUUCCGGCUUAGUUGCCAUUUUGUUAGCAAGCUAUGCUAACAAGGACAUUUGUGAUAAAAAUACAAUGAGAUCACAGUUGGACUUACGCAGUGUAUUAAUAACACAACGAGACACGCGGCAUACUGUACGCUAACCGGCAAAUGUAUGCAAACCGAAGCAAAAUUUUGGCGUACAUUUUUUACACUAACUGAGGUUCCACUGUGUAUGACAACAAUUGUAGAGACAAAUGAUGAAAAAUUCCCAUACACUUUAAAUGAGCCUGCGACCUGUUGCUAAACUCUGACUCGGCAUGACAGCUAGCAUGUUAGCAACCUGCGUGGUUACAUGUUACAUGUAAAUAACAUGGGAACAUCUCUUGCUUCAGUAGACGUUUGUUAAAGUGCUAAAUGUCAAAGUCCUGUGCAAAAUGCUAAAGCAAGCACCUAGCAAGAGAUGUGGUACAGUUACUGUUAAACUGUACAGUCAAGUUAAUUGGUUCCAGACCCGACCGCGAUACAGGAUUCGAUGUUAAUAAAUGGAAUGUUUUUGUAGUUAGAGCAUAGAAAACCUGUUUAUGACUUUCAAAAUAUGUUUUUUAACAUUAUUAGAGCCAUGUAAACAUAAAAUGAAACCCCUUUAGUCACCUCUACACUCCUGUCAUUCAUUGUUUACAACAAAUUGCACAGCUCUUAUGCUGCAGGGACUCGAGACGGCUGCCGGUUAGCAAUCUAACAAGCUAGCGAGCUAACCAGUUAGCCUCGAAUGCGUUUCGUCUAAACUUAAGAAGCCCAAAACUUACUACUUACACACGGAAUGGGAGAACUUUUUCCCCCUCUAUUACGUGGGACAUGCCAUGGCUGACUUCAUGCAGUGUUAAGGUGAUGCCAUGUAAGGUAAUGUCUCAAUCUUGUGUCAUUACUGCCGCCUAGUAACAUAGUAACAUAUCACUUGUAUUUCAGUAUAUUUUGUCCAUAGUCUAAAAAAAAUUAUCAUUUAUGAAUUAGUUUCUGAAAAUGUUCAUUUUGGAAGAAUCCCAAUGAAAUGUAAAUGCUAACAAUGCUAGUAGCUAGCAUGCUAGCGUCGUAUGCAUCGAUCAGCGUACUUUUUUUUUUUUUAGGCAUGUAUUAUUUCAUUCUUCAUUCAUGCUGGGGUUUUUUGUACGCUGGGUUUUUUCACAUACGCUGUCCCGUAUGUGUGUUGAGGUGAAUGCUGUCCAAGUUAUUCAGCUUCUGGUGGCGUUUUGAGGUGGCGUCGUCACUGUUUAUCAAACGUGCUGUGCGUUGAGCCAACACGACUCCUGGAAGCAGUCCAUUUAUAAUUAACGAGGAACACGGACAAAACAAUUUAGGAUGUUCAGAAGAACAGGCACGGCAUGCAGAUUUCAGCGUCUCGCUGCAUGUAAUGAAUUGUUAAACCGACCCCUUUGAGCUCAGGAGUUCAUUAGAAUCUGUGUUGCAUUUUUCAAAGGAGGUUCUUCAAAGCAAAACAUUCAUGCCAGGUUGUCUCAUUCCACCAUCCAUUUUAAAAAUGUCUUUAUUAAAAAAAAAAGUGAUACAGUAUCGGUGUGCAGGAGUUCCAUGCGUUGUGUCUCCAGCCUAGACAUGCCUGUGUGGGAUAUUAAAGGAGAGCACAGCUUGAUGAGCCUCUGAUUGCUUCCAUGCCAAUGACACUUGGCUCUGAUGCUUUUAAACGCUGUCUUGUCCCUCUCGACGAGACACUCCAGUUGCACAAAAUCACAACUGCCGCUGCAAUUCGAGCAAAUCCAACGGGCAGCUCAUUAUUUGCGGCGGCUGACUCGGCUGCAGAGCGUGCCGGGAAAGUUGUGCCUCGCGCUUUUGUACUUUUUGUCUUGGGUUUGUUUGGCCCUGCACUCCUUUGAAGCUGCAUAUAUGUGACUAAAGGGUUGUCAGCGACUGACACAAACACAUUCUAAUAACAUCAACGAAAACUAAAACGCCACGCAACAUUCAUUUUGUGAGCUCCCUGAUGUGUUCGUGUUAUCCCGCUCGUCCUGAAUUGGUGUUGUGCAAUCCAACUUUAGCCAUUUAUUGAUUUAUUUUUUACAGUAUUUGACCAAAGAUUAACAUGAAAGACGUUUUCAUCUCCUCCAACGUACAAAAUUAAAAAUGAAAGUUAAAACCUGAACUGUUAAGAUUCACUCGCAUCCAAUUAGUGAUGAAUCCUAUGAUCAUAUUAUAGCUGUAUAUGUUUAUGUAUGCUAUUGUUUUAUGUAUGUACUAUAAUAUGUAUGCAGUAAGUGCUAUGUGUAUACUGUAUAUACAUACAUACUGUAUAUGUUUAUUUAUGCUAUUGUUUUAUGUAUGUACUAUAAUACGUAUGCAGUAAGUGCUAUGUGUAUACUGUAUAUACAUACUGUAUAUGUUUAUUUAUGCUAUUGUUUUAUGUAUGUACUAUAAUAUGUAUGCAGAAAGUGCUAUGUGUAUACUGUAUAUACAUACAUACUGUAUAUGUUUAUUUAUGCUAUUGUUUUAUGUAUGUACUAUAAUAUGUAUGCAGUAAGUGCUAUGUGUAUACUGUAUAUACAUACUGUAUAUGUUUAUUUAUGCUAUUGUUUUAUGUAUGUACUAUAAUAUGUAUGCAGUAAGUGCUAUGUGUAUACUGUAUAUACAUACUGUAUAUGUUUAUUUAUGCUAUUGUUUUAUGUAUGUACUAUAAUAUGUAUGCAGUAAGUGCUAUGUGUAUACUGUAUAUAUAUACAUACUGUGUAUGUUGACAAAGUCUAUGUCAGGGGUGUCCAAACGUUUUCCAAGAAAAAAACUGCAUUUCUCCGUGUAAAAGAGGUGAAAUGCUGCUAAAAAUGACGUUUUUUUCCAUAAUAAUAAGAGUUUAUUCUUGUAAAAUUGCGACUUUUGUUCUUCAUUCGAUGACUUUUUUCUUUGACUUUAUUCCCGUAAAAUUUCACCUGUUUUUUUUUAAUCUUCCAACUAUUUCAUUUCAGCUUUCCUCUUGUCAAUUUUCUCCUCAUAAUUAUAACUCUGUAUCUUUUAAAACAAUAACAUAUUAUUUCUUUAUUUCAACAUUGUUAUCGAAAUGAUAUUUUUCCUCAUUUCACAGUUUAUUCUCAAAAAAUUUUCUGAUUCGAAAACUGUGUUUUUUGUCUUAAUAUUUUGACUUUACUCUGGUAAAAUUUUGUUUUUUGUUUUUUUGUAUAAUUUUCCAAAUAUUUCAACUUUCUUCUCCUAAUAUUUUGACUUUAUUCCCAUGUUAUAAAUUUCCCCCCCAACCUAAGUUUCAAAACUGACAACUUUAUUCAUUGUUUUUGACUUCAUAAAUCAACUCUUUUCUUAAUAUUUUGACUUUUAUUUGGUUUUCCCAUUUUUGCUGCUGUUUUUUUUUUUUUUUUAGUUUUUUUCUAGUUAAAUUACAGUUUUGGACUGUGCUGCAGGCCAAUAAAAUCACAGCCUUGGGCCGCAAAUGGCCCCCGGGCCGCACUUUGGACACCCCUGGUCUAAGUACUGUAUAAUGACGUAUUUCUAUACAUAUAGAAGUCUAUAUAGACGUUAUGCCACUCUAUACAUUGUGUCUAUAUCUUGCCUUAUAUGCCAUUGUUGCUGUAAAGCAGUGCUUCUCAAAUAGUGGGGCGGGGGCGGCGGGGGGUGAGAGGCAGUGAGGACUGCCAAGUGUAUGAAUUUGUCGUACUCGGCAUGCAAUUUGUGUCUUGGAUCCACACGCUUGUACGCUUCACUGCUCUCCAUUUUUGUUGCAUUUGGCCGGUUGGAGUUCCGUCUGUACGGUGCAGAUGAAUAAAUACAUAUUAUCAGUAUCAGUUUCCCAGUGGGGGGGGGGCAUGACAGAAGAUAAUUGAGAACCGCUGCCGUGAAGUGUCCACAAGUCACUUGAAAAGACUUGCAUGUGAAUAUACCGUAAACAGGUGGUCCUUGGCUACGUGCAAGUUCCGUUCCCAGACUGUGAUGUAAGCCUCCCGCACUCACAUGGCUAACACGGAACACACGAAGGACAUAUAAAACACAGUACGACCACUACGCUGCAGAGAAUGCGACUUGAGUCCUUCCUGUGGGUGCGGGAUGGGGACAGAUGAGUUUGCUGAUGUUGUUUUGGCCGAAAGUAGCCUGUUUUGUUGAUGGACCACCUCCCUGUCAACCUUCCUACGUCCGGGUAGAUGUUACUUAUCCUUAAUCAUGGCCGCCACAAUCAAGCGAUCGAAAGAAGUGCGGCCAAUAUUGAGGUGCAUUGGCUCUCCAGCGAGUUUACGGACCAACAUUACGCUUUGAAGUCAUGGGCGUGCGUAUGAAAGAACCUCGCAACGCUGUAAACAGAGGACCACCUGGGUAGUCCUGCACAUGCGUCAUGUAAAUGUCACGAUAUAUUAGAUCUUGAGCUCAUCUUCCCUUGUGUGUUCCUUCCUAUGGAGUGCAGGCGGCGCGCGUAGAGUCGGCCUUUUUGACUUUUCCCCGUCAACCUAAUUUCCCAACAGACUGUCGAAGCCCUUUCAUUGCGGUUGUGUGUUGUAAUUAGCUUGGCACAGGUUAUGUACAGACAGGAAUGGAAAUGAAAGGACAUCAAUAGUUGUGAUGAAGUCAUUCUGCUUCACCCAACAGCGUGUGACAUGUUUAGUGUUGGCUUCAACCUGACGCGCGCAUUUAAGUCUUUUUCUUCUUGAUCUCGUAGAAUAUUUGAGAGCGGUUGAGUCCUUCAUUAGCCCGAGUCAAGACUCCCCAAGUCAAGUUUCAGCAACGCGCUGGUGCAUUUUCACAGGAACCCAAAGCCGAGUUUCAGGUUCUGAAGACCCGUGGAGACGCUAAGUUUGGACGGGCGCUCUGUGAGGAGCCACGGACUUCCUCCGCUGCACAGACGAGGCGACGGCCUCCGUGGCGGCAUGAUAGCUGUCCAUCUCCUGCGAGUCCUCGCUAUUCUGCGACUUGGUGCUGUCCUGCGAGUCGGGCUUCUGCCUCAGGGCUCGGUUCUGCUCCUCCUUCAGCUCCACGUAGGAGCGUGAGAAGGUGUGAAAGAUGGACGUGACAGGGAAGGCCAUGAGGAGGAUGCCACUCAAGAUGCUGCUGAGCGCCACCACCUGGCCGGGGAUGCUCCGGGGCACCAUGUCGCCGUAGCCCACCGUUGUCAUGGAGAUGACGGCCCACCAGUAGCUCCCGGGGAUGCUGGUGAACUCCUGCUUGGCGCCGAACUCGCUUUCGGCAAGGAACACCAGCGGCGAGAAGAGCGCCAUGGCCACGCACAGGAAGAGCAGCAGCAGGCCAAGCUCCCGCGUGCACCGCCUCACCGUCAGUCCGAGCGUCUGCAGGCCCAGGGAGUGGCGAGCGAGCCUCAUCACGUAGAAGAUCCUCAGGGCCCGCAGGACGCGGAGGACCAGCCCCACCUUCUCGAGGUAGUUGUUGCCCGAGCCCGCCGGUUUGCCGCCCACUGACAGCGAAUCCACGAUGAGGGUGAUGUAGUACGGCAGGAUAGCUACCACGUCGAUGACGUUGAGAGGCGUUCGCAGGAACGUGCACUUGCUCUGAGUCUGGAUGAAGCGCAGCAUGAACUCCAAGGAGAACCACGCCACACACACCGUCUCCAACACGAAGAUAUUGUAGCACCGCUGGGAGCACUCCCCCUGCAGGCACACACCACAGGUAACUACACAACACAACAUACGUAAGUAGCGCCAGGAGCCAUAUUUGGUCACUUGUAAAUAACAGAAUGGUAACAAUCAAAUCACAGUUUGUAUGGCAUUUUUUAUACACAAUUGUAUAUGUUAGGUAGAUGCUUUCACUAUUUCAAGAAUAAAUACAGAAUAAUACAAAUAAAUAUCUUUAUUCAGUAGAAAUCUGUCCUGCUUAACUUAAAAGAGAAUAAAGAGUGUCCAGGUUGCACGGGUGUCCAACUUUCAUGACAAUUAGAGCUGUCAACUAUUUGAAAAACACGGAGUGAAGUCUGAACUCAACAGUCACGACUAAGAGUUGAAGCAAAUAUUCUUUGACGCUUUGUGAGCUACUCAAUCGCCUGGCAAGCUAGGAGAGCCUUGUGGUAGUAUCCCCAUCAUAAGGCUUUAUGUUCAUUAAACGACCACACACAAAUAGUGUUUGGAAGGGAAGACAUAAUUAGUGUAAUGACAAAGAGAGCAACAUUGUUCAGUGUACCCCAUGAACGUGAUAUCCGCUUCCCCGUGGGACAAAAACGAGCUCCGAACUAACCGCAUUGCUUGCUUGUUUUAAAAACACUGCGGUCACUGUGGUUAAAAAGUCACAUUUGGAGUUGGAAGACGGGAAGCUAGGCGGAUAAAUGCUUCCGCCACCGACAGCAAGUCAAACAGCAAUAGGGAGUGAUCAAACACGCUGGCAUGGAUCGACGUCGCCUGUGUCAAGCUGCCGAACUAAAACCACUGAGGUUUAACAGACGAGUGUUGACUAGUCCCCUGCCGGCUCGAUACGAGUGUUGGCAACACCACGUGACAGCGCACACGUGUAGGCUUUGCUGCCGCACGCCGAUCGGUUUUUGUGAAUGGCUUCGAAAGGCAUUCAUCUGCAUAUGCCGAUCACAUGUUUUUUGACUUAAAUGGGCUGAUGCUCGUCGGUGGCCGAUCAAUCGCAACAUCCCUAAUUGGCAUAAUGGUUUUGGCCAAGUGUUGUAAUAUGCUUAUUGCUUUUCAGCUGAUUGCCUGGGGUCUUCCUUGCCUCUUAAAAAAGAAAUAUUAAGCAGCAUAUGCAAUCCUACAGGUCUUUUUGUCCGUUUAAAAAAAUAAAAAAGGCAGCGAUCACCUGAGAAAAUGAAUGCAUGUACUGGCGCUCCUUGCUGAAAUAUUCUGCUUAGUAAUCAACCUUUUCCUUUUUUUCCUACCAAGGCCUCUGUAUUUAUGAACAGUGUUCAUAAAUAUUUGAGGAUAUAAUUACCGGAUUGUUUGGUUAUUAAGUCCAAGUCGGCCCUGAAGCAGAGUGAAAAGAAGUAGCAUGCUUUUGAUCUUCCUACAUCUCCACCUCCUGUAGCUCUUAUUAAAUGCUGCAUUAAAAGUCUUGUUAGGAGACUGCAGAGAAAACAUGGCCGCUUCUGUAUUGAAGACUACAGUGUGCAUCCCAUAGAACACGUGAAGGCAAAAAGCAUCAACGUUUGCUGUGUCAACAGUGUUGCGUUUGCUUUUGCUGGUGUGUUUUUUUACCAUCCGUUCUUUAGGGAGAACAUUACAGCCAAUACUUCCUGUUUACUCCAACAACAAAACAAAAAAAAAACAAAAAUUGAAUCCUUUUCAACCUGCUGCCUGUAAACUGUUAACAGCUUGCAUAGCACACACAAUUCCCAGUGCAGGUUUGCACACCUUGUUGUAUGCACGGCCCCUACAAGCCUGUGUAGCUUUUAUGUAUUGUUGCGCCUUACAUCAUGUCCACACUGGCUGCUUUGCUUUGGCCAAUGUGUUUAUGAGCCAUGUUCGCUUGUUUUAUUGUCUCUUUUCGCCAUCACAGCCAUGACAAAAUCCCACAAUAGUCCGUGGACCUUUUGUGCUGAUGGAAAUAAAUGUUUUUUUUAUUUUGGCUGUAGCAGUGAAGAGUGGACAAGAAGCGCAAACGAUCCCCCGCCGUGAUGGAUGACACUUCUUCCUUAAGAGUGAACGGCCGUCUAACUCUCAGUCAGUGGAAAUGAAGGAUGCGCGGCGUUUUCUGCACAGAUGACAAAAUCCUGACAUUCCGCGGCCUAGUGAUGAUAUAUGGUUCUGGUUUUGGGGUGGGGAUUUACCCUCCAACAGAGGUUUGGAAGAAGAUGAAUGUAGCAGAGCUUCUAAUGAUGCGCUUGUGAACAUUCUAGUGAAAUAAAACAACCCGUUUAAUCCUCUGUUCAUCCACAGAGAGUGGCUGUCAAAUGUACACAAUGUGUGCAAAUGCUACAAAUGGAACGGCCAUUAGAUGAGAGAGAUGGGCUAAGUGCUCGUCAUUGGCCUUGGCUCCACUGUCACCAUGUUGGGUCAUGUGACCAGCGCAUGAUCAAAACACUCAGUAGGACGCUGGGACCUCCCCCAAAGGCUCAACAAUCUGAACCUUGCGUACAGAUAUACUGUAUGCAGAUGUAUGGAUUUUGUCAUCAGGCAGUCUUUGAAAUAGUUGGAAGUUCUACAUUUUAUGCUUAGACAAUUAAAGAAAGGGGAAAAAAUACUGUAAAAAAAAAAAAAAAAGUUGUGUAAGAAUGUUUCCAAAAACUUUUACUGUAUGACAAUGAAGUUUUCUUUUGUAUGGAUGAUUUCACUGGGUGGGAGGAGUUAUGACGGCGCCGUACUGGAUAAAGAAAAAAAAUAGCAAGAAUGGAAUUUUAGGAGGAAACCGAAGUCAUUAUUUCAGAAGAAAAAAAAACAUAAUUUUGUGAGGAGUUUUUUCAAUAUUAUGUGUGUAGUUGUAACACUUAUGUAAGUACCGUUGGGGCUAUUGUCAAGUUAAACUUGGACUUUUUCUAAAAAAAAAAAUACAAAAUGUUAUCGUAAUCUUACGACUUAAAAAAAAGAGAAGCAAUUUUUCCUGUAAAUCCCUUUUUUAUUUCUUACUUUUGAAAAAUGUGAUUACAUUUGAAUAGGGGGGGUUCAAGCUGGGUUUCUUUUUACAUGACAAAUGUUGGUAAUAUUAACUUUAAUUUAAUGGUGUAUAAUUAAAACAUUACACUUUAUUGUGAAUUGUUUUAUUUUUGUUUUUUCAAUAUUCAGAUGACUGGUUACCUGGGGUGUUCCUUGCCACAUACACAGCAAAUAGUUUCUCUGAAAUUAAGGACAUUUGUAUUAAAAACAAUGCCAACAUAACACCUAAAGCACUAAAUAUGUGUUCAGUGAUACCGAACAUCUGCACACUGUAUGUCAGUAUCAUGUCAUUGAGGCCUAUGCAGUGUUCCUUGAAGGAAAACCUCUAAAAAUGAGUGAAUGGGGGAAAAAACUCCACAGGAAAGUCAGUCAGUCAAGUAGUUGGAGCUUAACCUGGCCAGGAAACAAACCAAGUGAGAUGAAAAUAGAGGAGGUGAUAUGUUUAAGUGGUGUCGCUAUAACAGCUUGUUACACGACACUACUUUACAUAUAUUAUCAUAUUUCACGCACUUGACGACAACAACAACAACACAGGAGCCACAAGGUCGCACAAGGCAACACAAACACACUCGGCGUUGUGCCAUCUGCAAGUGAGGAAGUCAUGGUUUCAUUAGCGCAGGGAGGAUCUGCACUAAUGUAAAACCCAGCCUGCCUAUCAAGCCUAAUGGGUGCUCUGUAAUGGCGCUGGGGUGGAGAGGGUGGGCCCUGGGUGGAAGGAAACUCUGUCAUGAACACAAACCACGUUGAGUCCAACUGCAUGAAAACUUGGCUGUGGCGAGGACGCAAUUGUCUCCUAACAUGGUGACAAAGUCCCUGUUGUCUGGCAACACACACUGUUUGUGGGAACCGAACAAUACCGCCUCCUUCGAGAGAAAGUUUACUUUAGCUUGAUUCAUCGGCGUAAACGGGGCUUAAACAACUGGAGUGACAAUGGCCGUAAACUACAAGGAACACGCACUUGCACAACUUAAAGGGCCGGCGUCACCACUUAAACGCCACAGCAUCUGCUUAACUGGGAACAAUUGUCAUGAUACAAGACUAUUUUAUAUUAUUUUAACACCCUUACUGGUUAUAAACAUUAUUCAAGGCAAUAUCACUGAAGUAUCUGGGGUCAAAGUUAAAAAAAAAGAAGUUUUUAGGCUCUAAUUUCCAACAAGAACAUGAAUAACAAUUAUGUUAUUAUUUACUGUAAUUAUACAGCAGUCUUCCAGAAGAUGUGUGACAAUCCUCAACUUCAUCCAAUCCAGUCUACAGGAUCGGGAUCUGCUGCCGAUCCGGAUAAUGUCAGCUUCCACCGCGAGAUCGGGCCAAUCCGGUUACCGUAUAACGUUUGUAACUCUGGGCCACACUCCAGAAUGUUAGGCGGUGUAAUGCGCCUCAGAGCUGGUUGCCACGUGACUCCCGCCACCCGCAGGAAGAAGAAAACGCAACACCACCAUGCAGACAUGUCCGCAGUGUACCGUGGCGAAGUUCGUUUCACGUUGGACGUUGGUUAUUCGGUAGUUCCCCCUCACUGUGCCCGGACCGCUGUGUAUUGGUGCGGGGGGCUCGCACGGGAAGUGCCGCUGUAACUACUGGUUGUUUAUACUCGGGACCAUCAAUAAAUUACUAUUGCGUUUGAGAGAGUUUGUAAAAAAAAAAAAAAAGUCAUAUAUUCUAAAUCACACCACAAAUUGAUCCAUAACCAUGGCAAAUGAUUAGUCCUACCCGAAAAGUAUUUUGCACGCCCAUUUUUUCCAAUUUAAUCUUUUAUUGGAUUAGGGACCUGACUCACAGAAGAUUGUUUCAAAAACCAAACAAUAUUGUUGGUCAUGCUGUGUCAUAAAAAUGUAUUGCAUUAUUUUUAAAGCGUUGAAAAGCUAUUUUGAUGACCAUUAAUAAACAGAAGUUGCGCCACUGUUAUGCUGCAGGGACUUGAGGCGGCCGCUAGCUAGCAAACAAGUGAGCUAGCAAGCUAACCAGUUACCCUCGAAUUUAUUUCUUCUAAAUGGAAGAAGCCAAAAACUUACCACUCCCACAUGGAAUGGAAGGAGAGUUUUUUUCGCUUUGUUUAUUCAUGAAUUAAUUUCUGAAAAACCAUGGCGUGGAGAGGGAGUGAUAAUCGAAGCGCGAUAUUGCGAGGGACGACAGUAUAGCGAUAUUAAAGGUCAGUCGUUAAAUAUCCAUAAACCCUUGCACUUAAGGUGUCUGCAUUGGUUGCCACCAAUCAUCCACGAGCCGUACAGCCUCCAUUAAAGAUGACACAAGACAUAUCAUUAAUUUUAAGCCAAGAUAAGAAAUGAACUUCAGCUAAUCCUCGCUCCGCUUUGAUUCCUCGUCCUUUUCAUGACAAAAACCACUUCAUGCCAGAGGGGUGAUGCCUCGGCUUGUUUCCUUUAAUCUGCUUAUUCAACGAAUUGGUUCGCUACGGGGAAUUAGCGUGAUAAAGGUGAGCCUCAAGAGGGACAGCAUGCUUGUUUGGGUCACCAACUGCGACAGCACCGAGACAAAACAUGAGUGGAACAGACUUUCAGGUCUAAUUAUAAACAAGGAGCAUCCUCAUUCUGUUAGGGGGUCAUUAUUUGCAGUGUUAAGUAGAAACACAAUCGGAAUUAUGUUCAUGCUUCCCAGGAAAUGGGCCACAUUUAAAGCUAAAGUCGUCCCGUACAAUAUCGCGUUUCGAUUAUCGCUUUUUCUCUGAAAUUAAUUAAUUAAAUGAUUGCUGUUUUGUGGUAGACAAUGGUCUAUUAUGAGUCACAAAAGUGAUAUGUAGUGUUCUGGUCACUAGGGGGCAGUAAUGACAAAACUCUGAGGCUCAGACUGCAAUCUGCUGUAGUUGAGACUCGGCAGCGCCUCCACUGCUUGCAGACCCGUUUAAUCAACAUCAUUUCCACACAAUGCAUGGAAUUCUUAGCAAUCCAUGAUUUUUAUCACCUGCAAUGUUUGGGUUAAUGAGAUUUAAAUGUAUGGAUUAGCACUUCGUUUAUAUAACCAUCAUGUUAUAUAAGAACAUGUCUUUUUUGUUUUUUUUAAGAGAAGCAAAGGCACGGAAAUCCCAAAAUCGAGAAACCACAAUCUAUUUUCCCCUAGUGUGACCGCGUGGUUGUUUACCCGUCUUUGUGUUGCAUCUAUGGAGUGCAUUUGCAGGGGGGCUCUCGACGUGGCAGCGACGGCACAAUAACGCUGUUCACAAGAAGCCCCCGUGUCCCUGCGCCUGUGUCUCUUGUCAAGAUGAUUUACACUGAAGCGCGGGAGCGCUCGCUGCUACUGUACGUGGGCUGCAGCAUCAACAUAAUCAUAAUGCUACUGUAGCAGCACGCAUCCCGAAGGCUGGCCUGCUAAAGGAGGGAACCCGCUUAGGACUCACUGUUUGUUUUUGCAGAUGAUUAAGUAGAUGGUAGGUGCUUUCUUCCCUCACUGGGGGCUCCAGGUAUCACCGAUAUGCCAACAAUUAGGGACAGAAGCGAAGGAACUCUACUUUUUUCUACAACUUUGUACACCAGGGAGCUUCUUUCAAUGCAGUAUAAACCACGCUUCCACCAUGUUAAUGCAUCCAUUCAUCGUUUUGUUGAGGUCACUCUCAAAGAGGUUAAAUUGUGGUUCAAAACAACAAAAAGUAUUGGAACGGGGCGGCCCUGGGGCCAUUUGGACAGUUUAAAAAUAAAGUUAAGCAAGAAAGCUCAUAAAAACAACAGGAAAAAAAUUGAAUAAUGUGGUAAUAUUGAAAUAAAAAAUUGUAACAUUACAACAAAAAUUGUUGGAGCAUAACAUCGUAAUACUGUGAGGGGAAAAAAUACAUUUUCAUCAUCUUCUUUCUUCUUCCAUUUUCUGCGAUAAUUCACAAUAAAACAAAUAAAGUUGACAAAGUUUGACAAUUAGGUUUAGAAAAAGUUGUGACAUUUCAAGAAUAAAGUCAAAAUAUUAUGGGAAUAAAGUGACAGCGUUAGGUAUAAAAAAUGACAAGGUGACAGUUGAAAUAUUUUCAAAAUUGAAAAAAUAUAUAUAUAAAUAUAAAAAUAUAAAAUAUAAAUAGCAUAGAAUGUCUACUCUCAAUUUCCUAUUGGGUAGGAUGUGUUUUGCCUGUGUAGACUGCAUUUAGAGGUGAAAACAAUAUGAAAACCAGAGAGCUGUCUCUGGGUGCAAAACAAGCAAAUGUGACACUGAGAGAAGAUGAAAAACCAACAUUGGUCAUAGCCAGUACAGCCAUUUGGAAUGAAGAAAGGAACCACCGUGUACUAAGUGACAGACGUGGAACAUUUAGAAGGAGAACAUCAGCGGGUGAUGAGAGGAUCAUUGUGGGGGCUGUAAGGAAAGACCCUGAAACAACUGUUGCUGACGUCAGCAACAACCUGCAGAGGGCAGGAGUGAAGGUACCACCAUCUACUCUGAGAAGACUUCAUGAGCAAAAGUACAAUGCCAAGACCAGAAGAUGCAAACCACUCAUUAGCAAGGAGGUGGAUCGGCCCAUGAAACCUUUGUCUCUGAAUUUUUUAAAGCAAAUUUUGGCAAAUUGUGUUCUAGACGGGAAGCCUCAGAAAUCAAAAUAGGAAGUACAUGGUUGGAAGUGGAUUUCACUCUUUGGAAACGACCAACGACAAUAGGGCCCAACUAUUUUGCUGUCUAGACGGGCUGUGAUAGAAGUCCAAAUGGGAAGUAGACCGAUGAAACAAGUGGCAACCUUACUGAAGGCAAUAUUGACUCACGGCACAACUGUUUUGCCGCAUACACGGGCUGCCAUGGCGGUCAAAACAGGAAGUAAGCAGUGAGAGCAGAGCACUCCAUGUUGUUGUCAUAAUGCUAAAAUACUGUACAUACCGAGAACUCGGAUAGUUCUCAGUAGGUCAGCUUUCACAAAAUUCCGCAGGCUGGACUUCUGAGGAAGUCAAUCGGAGCCUCAGGUACCGCUGGCGAGAGAUUUCAUUGGCUUGAACUCACCCUCUCUUCCUCCUCUCGGAGGUCGGGCAUGGUGCUCACACACAGCGUCACAGCGGUGAUGGCCACAAACAACACCGACAGACAGGCGAAGAUCUUCCCAGGGAUCCCAGAGUGAGGGUUCUCCACCAUGUCUCUCAGUCUUCGCAUGCACCCCCCCGUGGGGUUCUCCUCGACGAUGCUCCCCAGCUGCUGGCUCUCCUCGCAGGACUGCGGCGAGGCGAGCUCGGCCUCCUCCUCCUCCAGCCUCUGCAGCUCCUUGUACUCUUCCUGGCGGAGGCGCAGCUUCCUCAGGCAGCACCAGUCCAAGUUGUUCUCCUCCACGCCCCAGUAGAGCAGCUCCUCCUGGAAGGACAGGGCGCACAUCUCCCUGAGGAGCCGCAGCUUGCCCGCCGCCAGGAAGGUCACGAUGAUGCGGAAAGCUGAGGGACUACGGUCGAAGAAGAACUCGUUGCGGCUGCCGUCGUAGUCGUCGCACACGUCCAUGAUCUCGGCCUCGUUACUGCAGCUGUGCAACUUCCCCAGCCUGGUCAUGGGGAACUCUUGCAGCGUGGACCAGGGGACGCGGUACUUGAUGCCACCCACGUUGAUGAUGGCCGCCCCGUCGUCGCCGCCACCCCCGCCGUCUUGUUGGCAAGCCUGAGGCUUGAGGAGGAGCUGGGCCCGCUUGUAGAAGACACCCUUCUUGGAGGAGACCUCCUGGGGGUUCUCCACACGCUUGAAGUGGAAGGUGGUGAACUGGUGGUCAGUGCUGCCCGCCAGGAAGGCUACCUCCUGGUACAUGGCGGCCACUUUGCUUCACAAGGGAGACGAGGAGGGCAGCGGCUUGGCAGCCAUUCAGCGACACGUCAGCACGUUUCUGUCACACAAGGAGAAAGACAGCAUUUAAGUUCAAGAAAG